AUCCAAACCCCCCUCUCUGUCUCUCCUUUUUUCUGUUUUUAUUUUUUUCAAUCUCUCCUUUUGGGGCGAAAGAGCAGAUGGGUGCUCUUGAUUACCUCUCAAACUUUUGUACGGUCACCAGCACAAGAAGCAAACGCAAACCAAUGCAGUUUCAGUCUCUUUGGGUUUUCAUUUUCACAGACAGUGGAGCUUAAGGUGAAAAUGGAUUGUGAUGGCUGUGAGAGGAAAGUUAAAAAUGCUGUUUCUUCUAUGAAAGGUGUACGAACGGUGGAUGUGAACAGAAAACAAAGCCGAGUGACGGUGACGGGAUACGUGGAGCCGAACAAGGUACUGAAGAGAGUGAAAAACACAGGGAAAAGGGCGGAGUUCUGGCCAUACGUCCCUUACAAUCUGGUCUACUAUCCUUAUGUAUCUCAGGCGUAUGACAAGCGGGCCCCAUCUGGGUACGUUAGAAACGUUACACAAGCGCUUCCUAAUCCCACCGGUCCUGAUGAGACUUUCACCACGCUCUUCAGCGACGACAACCCACAUGCAUGCACUAUCAUGUAAGAUAUAUGGAUCUCUAUGAGAUAGAGAUAGAGAUAGAGAUGAUGAGAAAGAGAGAGAAAGAGAGUUUGGUUGUCCUACAAACGCAUGUUGCAUCUUUCUGCAUUCUGUGAGUGAAUGUGUUAGAGAGGGUACACUUGGUUUUUUUAGUUCUUAUGAGUGGUAGUAUAUUGACUCUUGUAGGCUUUAUUUCAUUAGCUUGAAUAACAAGUGUUGUAGUGAAAUUGAAUAUAAAAUAGGAUAAAUUGGCCGUAUUAAGAUUA
Messenger RNA from Magnolia sinica, 809 nucleotides. Its product is annotated as heavy metal-associated isoprenylated plant protein 21-like. NCBI's taxonomy places the organism in Eukaryota, Viridiplantae, Streptophyta, Magnoliopsida, Magnoliales, Magnoliaceae. Gene Ontology annotation, molecular function: metal ion binding. The transcript has 3 exons. The record is from RefSeq and is a predicted model, not a curated record. Bases 202 to 549 code for a protein of 115 amino acids.